ACUGCAUAACUGUUUCAGGUCAGUGACUGAAGCCAGAAGAUAAGUAUAUUGCAGCCAGAUGUGGGUCACUCUCAGGAGCUCAGUGAAUUCCACCUGCGCAAUAAGUCAGUGCUCAUCAGUGCCUCGUCCCAGUGCCCAUCAGUGCCACAUAUCAGUGCAUACCAGUGCACAUCAAUGCCACAUAUCAGUGCCCAAAUGAGCUGCCUUUCAAUGUCACCCAUCAGUGCCAGUCAGUGCCAUCUAUCAAUGCCAAUCAGUGCCACCUAUCAGUGCUGCCAAUCAGUG
Messenger RNA from Staurois parvus, 285 nucleotides. Lineage: Eukaryota; Metazoa; Chordata; Amphibia; Anura; Ranidae. The record is from the annotation of a GenBank genome assembly.